CCCCCCCUCCCCAACCCAACUUGGUUGCCCACGCAAAGUUCUUCAACGUCCGGCUCGCCAUAGCUAUACCGGACAGGGCUUACAGACCACACAACCCCACCUCCGCAUACCCCUGGGGCUCAUAGUCUCGGCGAAAAGCCACAACUCACGAGCAUUCUGGUACCCCCAAGUUCCCUGUCUGGGCUACAACUUGGAAAUGAUGACAACCGACUCGCCAACCCAACCAAAGGCAGAGGAAGCUGUCGAGGAAUCCGCCGUCGCCGCAGAGUCUGUGCCGGCCGGGACUGAGGAGGUUGAAGUGCCCAUAGAAGACCAAACCUUCUCCCUGACCGUCCGCUUACCGGAGUCCACUACGCAACCCAUCAAGUUGUAUGUUUCCUCGCAGACCGCCAUCCAGGACAUUCGCCAGGCCAUCUUUGACGUUCCCGACGCGUCGGGAUACACUUGUUUCUACCUGACUUUCAACGGACAAAAGUUGAGCGAUUUCACAGAGCUCGGCGAGAUUGAGGAUUUCACGCCUGAUUCAGAGCUGGAGCUGCAUGAGGAUGCAUACAAUGACAGAGAGUUGAGAGUCCACCUCACACGGUUUCGCGAGACCAUGACCCUGUUCAACAGCCAUCAGCUGAAUCGGGGCGUGGACUAUGCAAGUUCGUAUUUGGGACACGUCGACCGUUGGGAUGACUCAGAAAACCUGAAUGUUAACGGGAAAGGCAAAAAGAAGGCCAGAACCGAGAAGAACACAAAACCUGGAACUCGCGCAACAGAUGACUUGCACGCCUUCGACGACUACGAUUUCGAAUGUACAGGCCACAAUUUGCUCUCGGACUUUGUUGUGGAAUACACCGACGAAGCUGAGAGACUGAAGCCAGUGAAGAGCUUCUCUAUGUCGGCCUGGAAUCCUGUGCCCCAUUCGCAGCGUUCUGCAGGGGAUCUGCUUUACUUGCGAGUGCAAACCUUGGAAAGCGAAGUUCUUCACAUCACUUGCAGUACGUUUGGCUUCUUCAUCAACGGGUCGACCGACACACACUUCGACCCCGCACCGAGGGAGGUCAAAUCCUACCAUGAGCACAACCUCGCCGUGACAUUAUCCAAAGCCAGCCCCCAGUUUGCAAAAACGUUCGCGAAGCUGCAAAACAAAGUCGCCCAGAGGAACCCUCUGGAAUAUCUCCACACAGUUGAGGCAGUGUACCCCUGGGCAGUUCGUAGCCGGAAAGUUGCGGCCGAUGAAGGCCGCACGUUGGACAUGCACCUGCAUGCGACGGAUCAAGCGGAUGGCUUUGGAAGCCACGACUGGAACGAAGAGCUCCAGUCCAUCCGCGAGCUCCCGCACGGCACACCGCAUGAGAAGGUUCACCGGGACCAAGCGCUCUACCGCAUCCACAGCGAGUUCAUUGAGGCAGCGUCCCGCGGUGCUGUCGCGGUCCUCACUGGAAACGCCAUCCCCCUCAACCCGCAGGAGCCUACAGCUACUCAGAUGUUCCUCCACAACAACAUUUUCUACUCUGUCGGCUACGACAACCGUGAAGUGUUUGACCGGAUAGGCGGUGAAGCCGCCGCCCACGUCGCUGUCUCCAAAGACGUCGACGGUGUUCGUCUGCUCAACAACCUCGAGAUUCCCGACCUCUUCACUGUCGGCACAGCUGUCAUCGACUACCAAGGCCACCGUGUCGUCGCACAGAGUGUCAUCCCAGGCAUCCUCCGCCGCGCACCCGACGCCGACCCGCUCGUCAAGUACGGCAGCGUCGACAUGGGCAAUGAAAUUGCAGCUGACCCGGAGUUCCAUGUGAUGUCCGAAAAGAUCGCCAAAGCCCUCCACCUGGGUGAACAUACCGUUGUCGACGGUGCUGGCAAGGAGUGGAAGCUCCACACGAGCCUUGAGACUAAGGGAAUUGUGGGACAGGAUGACCGCAAGUACUUUUUGGAUCUAUUCAGGGUCACGCCGGUGGAUGUGGAGUUUUUGGAGGAAAUUGAUGGAAAGAAGGAUACUGAUGGUGAGAAGGAGGUGCCGGAGAAGAGCGAGGAUGGAGAAGAGAAGAAUGACAAGGCGGACAAGUCUGGGUUACCGGAGUAUCCUCACCGAUUGGUUCUUAUGAGACCGGAGUUGUUGGACCACUUUUACGAGCAUAAGCUUCGGGCUGCUAUGGCUGAGGCCAAGACGAAGGAAGGCAAGGGCGAAGAGAAGAAGAAUGAAGAAGAGGAGGCCUCCAAGGAAAGUGCCGGUGAACUGACAAAAAAGGCAACAAAGGAGAAUGCCACGGAGACUACGGAAACUUCUGAUGAAGCGAAGGAGAAGCCCGCUGUCGAGAACGGAGAUCGAAAGCAGGCCGAGCCCGCUGACGAUGUCGACUCUGCCAUCUCGCAAACCAUCUCGCAAUUCAAGCUGAGCCUCAACCCCGAUGUGUUCACGCCUAUCCAGCAGGGAGACGCACCUGAGGUCAAAGCUGCGCACGAAAAUGCUGUUCGCGACGUCGCGCUCUUUCUGCGUAAAACGAUGCUGCAACGCCUAGUCAUCGAGUGCGUUUACCACGCCCAGCUCACCGACAGUGAAGCACUGACGAAGCGAUUCCACUCCCGCGGUAUCAACAUGCGGUACUUAGGCAAAGCUGUGGAGGUGGCUCAGGAGGUGGGCAGUGUUACAAAGGCGGCAACCAACGCUGACGGUGCGGUUUCGCCCCUCAAGCACAAUGCGUACUUCAUCCGUGUGUGCAAGCAGGAGAUGGUCGGUCGAGCUGCCAAGCAUAUUCUGAGGAACAUGUUGAAGGAGUCACCCGGACACGCCAUGAGGGAGUGCGUGGCGAAAUUCCUGAGCUGUUUGUUCGCCGAUGAAGAUGUGGAGAUCAACUUUGAAUACAAGGCCUCCCAGGGCCGGAAGAUUGGACUUAAAGCCAAGUCUCAGCCGGAGUUGCCGUUCGCGUCCUUGACUCCUGCGUCCGUUCACGCUGACAUUAGGCACGAGGUGGCCAAGAGGUACAGAUUCACGGAUCUCUCUGCGACGUUCUGGCGCGAGAGGCCUUUGGCCCUUCUCCGCUCCAUCUGCAUCAAAGUGGGUUUGCAGAUCGAGGCCUUGGACUACUUCGCCGGGUCUCCAUCCUCCACCACCCCCUUGUUCAACCCGAGCAACAUCAUUACACAUCUCCCGGUCAUCAAACACCACCCACCGCGCGCGACCUUCGCCGAAGAGACGCUCGAGUCCGCCAACUACACCCUCAACACCCACCCUGCCCUCGCCAUCGAGCUCUACACCGAAGCCGCUACAGUCUACGAACAGAUCUACGGGCCCGUACACGCCGACACCGCGCGCGCAUACACAGCCCUCGCCCUCGCAUACCACCAAACCGGCGACAUCGACAAGGCCGUCGGGUGGGCGCGCAAAGCCGUCGUCGUCGGCGAACGAUGCCUGGGUGUCGAUUGCGAGGAAGUUGUAGGAUGGUAUGCCAACCUGGCUUACUUUGAGUAUGUGCGCGCCAACAGCGAGUUGGUGGAUGUGGCUGAUGAGGAAGGGGCUCCCAAGCUUCCCCCGAAGAGUGAUGGGGAGCUUGCGAGGGAGAAGAGGGUGCGGGAUGAACGUAUUGCGAGGGCGUUGAGGUUGAUGAGGCAUGCGCUGAGGAUGUGGGAGAAGAUUGCGGCUGGGGAGAGGAACUUGGAGGGUGCGAGCACAGAUUCCAAUUUGUCAACGAUCCUCUCAGACAUCAACCCGUCAGUUUCGCUCCAAUUCCUCCUCCGCGCACUCGACACGCACACAACCCUCCUUGGCAAAUCGCACGCACUCACUCUCAAAUCCCAAGAGUCGCUCGUGAAACACUACAUCCAGAUCGGGGAUUUCCACCAAGCCGUCACUGCACAGCGCAUCGUCUGCGAGAUCCUCAGAGCGCGCCAUGUGCCUGCGGCUACCAAAGGGGACAGCGAAGAGGUGAAGGAUGGUAACGACGCGGCUGCCGCUGCCGUCGCUGCUGAGAUGGACAGGGAGGAGGAGAAGUUGAGGACUGCUGAGGCUAUCUUGGCUGGGUUGACUGCGAGGGCUGUGAGCGAGGCAAGGAAAGCAGCGCUCCUCAAGUCCUCCGCGAAAUCAAGUCGCGUCGGCAAUGGCGUAACAUUAGAGCCCUCGUUUUCCAACGGACAAGGUACCAAUGGAACGGCGGAAAAGAAGAAGAAGAAAAAGGACAAGGAGCCUUCCAUCGACCAAUUGCUCGAGUUCAUUGGCGAGAAGAAGCAGGCACCUGCGGCUCAGCCGGGGAAGAAGGCCGGCGGCAAGAAGCCCGUUGCUGCCAACGGUGCGACUGCGGCGGCCAAGAAGUGAGGUGACCAGCAGCAGCUCGCCUCCUUUGCAUCCGGUGUGAGAUGGCCAGGCUCUGCGCUUCUAUCAGGUGGUUCCCAGACGGCGGGGCGCAUUGCCCUACCUGAGUUGAUAUCGUUAAUCCCGCACGAAGGAGUUUGAUGGAUCACAUUAUCGCGCACAGGCGCACACGCACGAUCCAUACGCCCGCCAUUGGCUCACCACUUUCAUCACACGCACAUCCGCACUUCAUCAUAGACACAAAAAGAACAUGCACAUCCCUCAUCACACCAUCCCCCCCACACAUAUCUAGAGUUAUGCUGUUCCCAUCA
Molecule: messenger RNA, 4605 nt
Organism: Fimicolochytrium jonesii
Lineage: Eukaryota; Fungi; Chytridiomycota; Chytridiomycetes; Spizellomycetales; Powellomycetaceae
Product: clustered mitochondria-domain-containing protein
Exons: 7
Coding region: 197-4297 (1366 amino acids)
Biological process (GO): intracellular distribution of mitochondria
Cellular component (GO): cytoplasm
Molecular function (GO): mRNA binding; protein binding
Source: RefSeq, a predicted model, not a curated record